AUGAAGUCAAGCAAAUCGAAGCGAGCACCUCUUACACAUUUCCUUUGCAUUCCAUUGAUCACAGCCAAUUCUCGUCCGCAACUGCAAAAGUCACUUGAGUGCUUCAAGGCACGAGUGGGAGCAAGCAGCUCAAAUAUUCACCGCAACGAAGCCGACGAUGAUAAUACUGUUACAAUUCCUGAAUCCGCAAUUCGCCCAGUGGAUAGUCUACAUUUGACUGUGGGAGUGAUGAGCCUUGACGGACAGAAAAUCGACGCUGCUGUUUCUCUUCUAAGAACGCUCACAUUGGACCUCUCUACUACUAAACGUGUGGAUCCGAUUGUGGUGGAUCUGACCGGCCUGGCAUCUAUGCAUGAUCCUCGUAACACAUCGGUCUUGUACUGCGCUCCCAACGACACCACUUCACGAUUACAGUGCCUUGCCUUAUCAGCACAACGGGCUUUUCGCGACAGUGGAUUCCUGAUUGCUGAUGACAGACCGCUAAAGCUCCACGCUACCAUUGUCAACACCAUAUAUGUGAAGGGAAAGAUGCGACAGACGAAUCCGUUCGCAAGUACGACCGAGCCGUUCGGCCCAGCACAAACGGCGGAUUUGGGACAGGGUCGGCACACCAAUGAUUCUGGAAAACUAGACGCGCGUGGCAUAUUAGAGAAAUUCAACGACUUUGUCUGGGCGAAGGAUGUAGUCGUUGAUCGUCUGGCGAUCUGCGAGAUGGGUGUGAAGAAGAUCUUUGAUGAUCAAGGCAUCAUUGUGAGAGAAGAAUACGCCGAAGUUGUGGCAGUAUCCCUGCUGCCACGUUGA
Molecule: messenger RNA, 801 nt
Organism: Dissoconium aciculare CBS 342.82
Lineage: Eukaryota; Fungi; Ascomycota; Dothideomycetes; Mycosphaerellales; Dissoconiaceae
Exons: 3
Coding region: 1-801 (266 amino acids)
Biological process (GO): DNA alkylation repair; regulation of DNA-templated transcription
Cellular component (GO): nucleus
Source: RefSeq, a predicted model, not a curated record